AUGGAGCUUCUGAGGGACAGCGACGACUGGGCUGACGUGGAGCCAUUACCGCAGGACGACGGUCCGGAUCCCGUCGUGCCGAUCGCGUAUUCGCGCGAGUUCGACGACGCCAUGGGCUUCAUGCGCGCCGUUCUCGCGUCCGGCGAGCGCAGCGCGCGCGUCUUGCGCUUGACGGAGCGCGUUAUCUCCGUCAACGCCGCUAGCUACACCGCCUGGCAGCUCCGUCGAGACGUUCUCACGCAUCUGCUGUCGUUAGCGGAACCGGAGGCCACGACAUCGAAGCCCUCGUCCACGUCAGCGGAUGAGAAUCGAGGGGAUGAAGGGGAUUGGCUGGUUCAGGAUGAGUGGGUGGCGAGGGAAUUUGACACGUGGCAUGGUGAGCUGACGUUCUGUGAGAAGCUGUUGGAUGAUGAUGUGCGCAACAACUCAGCAUGGAACCACAGAAUGUUUGUACUGGAGCAUCUUAUAGCGAAGCAGAAGCAGGGAGCAGAACAUGUGGGAGGAGGAGCCAAUCAGGAGAAGGAUUCCGAAAUUAGGGUUACACCAGUAACAGUGGAGGAUGAGGUGACGUUUGCAGUGACCGCCAUCUGGCUUGCUCCGUCCAAUGAGAGCCCUUGGCGGUAUCUCCAAGGGCUGAUUCGCCUGCUGGAAAAAGAAGCAGAAGGUGUGGGUAAGGAAGGGGAUCUGAGGCUUCUUGGAAUCUGCAUGGAUGUGCUGGCAAGUGAGCCGGAGUGUGUUCAUGCGUUAGCGACUCUGCUGUCAGUGCUUGGUCGGGGUUGCAUGUCUGAUAAAGUGGGUAAGGUGUUAGGGUUGAGCCAGGAUGGUGCUGGUGAUAGUGCUGCUAUCUCAUGCACGGAUGCAGCUGUAGCAUUGUGUGAGAAGCUGCAAAAGGUGGAUAAGAUAAGGCGUGGACCGACGCUUACGGCAUGGACCGACGCUUACGGUCUGGCAGCGGGCUCCGUCCUUCCCCCGUCGCGCAUCGCCCUCCCCCCGAACGUUCCCCCCCCGCCGCACCUUGAGGACUGCGCGACGCGCACGGCACAGCGCCGUACAAAAGAGAUGCGCGGACCCAACGGGGAGCCGCCGCGGUGGACGCGCGCGCGGGGCAGGUGCCGGUACCCGCAACCCCCGUGGGUGGGUAUUGGGCGGAGGGGGAAUCGGGGGAGAGGCAGGAAGAAUCGUGGGGCGGGGGAAAGUAAGGUGGUGGGGGUUCCGGCAGCCCCUGUGGGUGGGUAUUGGGGCGAGCACGGGGCGGAUGCCGGUUCCGGAAGCCCCUGUGGGUGGGUAUUGGGGCGAGCACGGGGCGGAUGCCGGUUCCGGCAGCCCCUGUGGGUGGGUAUUGGGGCGAGCACGGGGCGGAUGCCGGUUCCGGCAGCCCCUGUGGGUGGGUAUUGGGGCGAGCACGGGGCGGAUGCCGGUUCCGGCAGCCCCUGUGGGUGGGUAUUGGGGCGAGCACGGGGCGGAUGCCGGUUCCGGCAGCCCCUGUGGGUGGGUAUUGGGGCGAGCACGGGGCGGAUGCCGGUUCCGGCAGCCCCUGUGGGUGGGUAUUGGGGCGAGCACGGGGCGGAUGCCGGUUCCGGCAGCCCCUGUGGGUGGGUAUUGGGGCGAGCAGGGGGCGGAUGCCGGUUCCGGCAGCCCCUGUGGGUGGGUAUUGGGCCGAGCACGGGGCGGAUGCCGGUUCCGGCAGCCCCUGUGGGUGGAUUCCAGGUGCGGGGCUCAGAUGCUGCCAACCUGGCAGCGACCCGCCAAGCACAGGCCGACAUCUGGCGACACCAGUUCCCAAACGAAUCACCUUCAGCUGCCAAGUCAGCAGCUGCCACCUCAUCAGCUGCCACCUCAUCAGCUGCCACCUCAUCAGCUGCCACCUCAGCAGCUGCAGCAUCUUCAUUUCAGUCUGAAUCAAACCCAGUCGCCUCCACGUCAGCCUGCUCCGGGCGGCGGCUCUUCGUCGUGGAUUGGCCGAAGAGGAAGCACGGGAUUGGCUCUCAGCUAAGCAUCGUGAGCGCUUACUUAAGCCUUGCGCUGACUCACAACCGCACGCUCGUUCCCACGCCCGGCACUUACAUAAGAGCCAACCAUUCCGAGUGUCUAGAGGCUGGGAACUUAAACUCGUUUGACUGCUAUUUCUUCCCCUUGGUUGCUAAGAGCUGUGAGGAGCGAGUGAGGGAGGCGAUGGGGGGAGGAGUGGAGGCUGGAGGCGGCGUGGGGAGUAGGGUUCAAACUAUGGGAGAGGGAGAGGGGGAAGCAGCGGAAGGGAAAGUGGAUGGGGCGGAUGGGGAAAAAGGAAGAGAGUGGGAGGGGGCGUGCGCGGAUCACAGCAACGUGCGGGCCUUAUUGGGUUCGGAUCGUCCCAUCGUGAGGUUCUGUGGGAACUACCUGCACCUGAAAUACGAAGCUGGCGCUGCCAGGUUGUGGGGGUCGGCGUACCUGAGGCGGCGCAACAGCAUUGAAGUGAGGGGGCGCGUGAAGGCCUCGGUGCCGAGGCUGCAGCAGGUGCAUUGGUGGCGAGCACAGUCGCUUCGCUUCAUGCUGAGGUGGCCGUCGGCGUACCUGUGCCACGUCAGCAACAGGGUGCGGCAGCAGGCGUAUGGGCUCCACGUGGCAGUGCGGAUUGAGGAGUCAAGAGCGGCUCAAAAGAGGAUCCUUGACUCUCUCGGUGCUGCCGCUGCUGCUGUUGGUGAUAAUGACGAUAACAACGAGGCUGGGGGAAAAGAGGGUUAUGAUAAAGAGGGAGAAGAGGGGGAGGAGGAGGAGCAGGUGUACAGGCGAGUGGGCGGGGAGGUGUAUAUGCCACGGCCGGUGGUGAGCGUGCAUGUGAGGCAGGGGGACAAGGAAAAGGAGAUGCGUCUAAGCUCGUUCCGAGCGUACAUACUGCACGUGCAACGGCUGAGACUCAGGGUGCCGGACGUUCAUUAUGUGUGGCUCAGCACAGAGAUGCAGUCUCAGCCAUGCACACAGAUGCUCGAGUAUGAGAAGACAGGAGGGCGGGCGCAGCUGGUGGGGAUGAGCUUUCUAGCCGCCCCUCUGCUGUUCUCUUCUUACAUCAGUUCCCCCUCCUGCCCUAUCCUGAUGUUUUCCCUAUCUGUUGCCCUUCCCUCCACUCACACUCAUCCCUCCCUCCCUUGCUCCUCACAGUCAGUAAUUGACGAGUUAGACAGCUACAGCGAUUGGACUUUCAUGUACAGUAAGAACAAGCGCCAGCUCGGAUCAACCCAGAUGCUAGAAUAUGAGAGAGCAGCGGGGCUGGAGCAGCUGGUGGGGGUCAGCUUUGCGAAUCUGCUCAUCGCUUCCGAGUGUGAUUUCUUUGUUGGGCCGCUAGGAUCGAACUGGAACCGACUGAUUAACAAUUUGAGGGACACGAAUGGGCGGGUGCAUGCGGGGUACGUUGCUCUCAACACUGGCGAGUGGUGA
Molecule: messenger RNA, 3411 nt
Organism: Closterium sp. NIES-65
Lineage: Eukaryota; Viridiplantae; Streptophyta; Zygnematophyceae; Desmidiales; Closteriaceae
Source: the annotation of a GenBank genome assembly